UUAAAAAGUUCUGCUAAAGUCUUUAUUUUUUUUAUAUUUAAAAAAAAUAAUAGCUUAUAUCUUUGUAUAGACUAUAAAAAUUUUAAUAAGAUUUUUAUUAAGAAUUAUUAUUUCUUAUUUCUUAUUUUAAAGAUUCUUAACAGAAUUUUAGGAAGUAUCUACUUUUUAAAGAUUAAUAUUAAGAAUAUAUAUUAUUAA
Aspergillus heteromorphus CBS 117.55 is the source of this 198-nucleotide messenger RNA. RefSeq lists its product as uncharacterized. The annotation marks the transcript as partial. Lineage: Eukaryota; Fungi; Ascomycota; Eurotiomycetes; Eurotiales; Aspergillaceae. The transcript has a single exon. The record is from RefSeq and is a predicted model, not a curated record.